Daphnia pulicaria is the source of this 1531-nucleotide messenger RNA. Its product is annotated as homeobox protein Nkx-2.3-like. The transcript has 4 exons. Gene Ontology annotation, molecular function: RNA polymerase II cis-regulatory region sequence-specific DNA binding; DNA-binding transcription factor activity, RNA polymerase II-specific. Lineage: Eukaryota; Metazoa; Arthropoda; Branchiopoda; Diplostraca; Daphniidae. The record is from RefSeq and is a predicted model, not a curated record. Gene Ontology annotation, cellular component: nucleus. Gene Ontology annotation, biological process: regulation of transcription by RNA polymerase II; cell differentiation. The coding region runs from base 118 to 1449 and encodes 443 amino acids.
GAUCAUCGCAGCUUCUCUUCAUCCGCGCCAGUGUUUUUCAUUUGUUACAAACAUUUUUGGCUGUUUCGUAAUUCCCGCCAAUAAUUAUUUAAAACAUCUCCGACGGAAAAAAACAAAAUGUUGUGCGAUCAGCAAAUGGCGACGUCGUUUAGUGUCCGGGAUAUUUUGGAAUUCGACGACGGUGAUGGAAUGAUCGGCAACGAAGUCAGUCCGGGACCCAUAGCGACCGCCACCGCAACAACCGAUCCGCUGUUGCUCGAGCCGAUCAUGGUGGCCAAUCCGUCGGAUGCGACGGCCAAUGCCGCCGGUUACUACGCCAAUUACUGGCUGGAGAACAACGGUAACAACAACAACAUGAUGGCCGAUAACCGGAUGAUGAUGCCGAUGGAAGAACAGCAAAACGCUCCGACUUACAUUGCCUUACAACAACACGGACACCAUCACAUCCAGCCGCUUCCGCACCAACAACAACAACACCCAGCUAUUGAUCCAGCCCAUUACGAUUAUUCGUACAACUACAUGAGUUACGACUGUCCAGCAGUGGCGGAAGAAUUCAGUCGGUUCAGAGAAGAAGACGAAACUAAAUUGGCCGCCACUCAGCAGAGAAUCAAUCCAGCAGUUAGCAGACCUCUGACGACUUCUCACCACGUCCAGCAGCUCUCCCACCUCUGCCCGCCGUUUUCGGAGCAGGACGUCGGAUGCGGAAAUUCAAUGGAAAUCGCCACCAACAAAAUCAAAUCCAACCGAAUCCUAGCGGCUAAACCGGAAAACAAUUUCAGUAAAAAGGGAAGCGCAGGUAGCGAAUCAAUUAGCGCAAAUCAAAGAACAAAGCGCCUGAAGCGCAAACCUCGAGUUCUGUUUUCUCAGGCCCAGGUGUAUGAACUGGAGCGGAGAUUCAAGCAACAACGUUACCUAUCGGCGCCAGAGCGCGAACACCUUUCUUUGGUGCUCAAAUUAACACCCACUCAGGUCAAGAUUUGGUUCCAGAACCGCCGCUAUAAAUGUAAACGUCAGUUAAGCGACAAGCCGUUAGACUCGUCCAAUAGCAUCGCAACAUCACCGGAACCCGGAACGGCUACUACGCCAAUCCGGAAGAUGGCUGAAGACUCGAUGAUAUCUUCGUCUGGCGUAGUUGGCACUCCAUCCGAAGCGGAAGAAUCCAUUUUGUACCAGCACUCAGCAAACGAUCCUCUCCAGCAACAACAACAACACCCGGUGCUUCCACCUUACUCCACCUUGUACAACCACCAACAGCAUCCAUCGUCUUCUGCGUACAGUAAUAACGUGCCGUCGUCUUACCAUCACCAUCAAGACAUGGGUUAUUCCGGAGCACCUGCCGAAUCCGCUGGCUAUUACCUGAUGGGCGGCGGCAAUGCCGGAAAUAGCGGAGUUGUAGCUGGCCAGAAUUUCCACCAGCACAGUUUCUCUUCGAGUGUUCGAGCGUGGUAAACCGGAUAAAAAAAAAGCUGCAGUAUAUACAUACGUACUUAAUAAUCACAUGAAUAUAUAAUUAAUCAAUAAUUCUGUCAAU